Molecule: messenger RNA, 956 nt
Organism: Durusdinium trenchii
Lineage: Eukaryota; Dinophyceae; Suessiales; Symbiodiniaceae
Source: the annotation of a GenBank genome assembly
CUUCUCACAUCAAUUUGUGUCGCAACGAGACGCUGCACACCGCCGGCUCCCGCCUGGCCGCUGCGGGCGCCCUUGGCUACGCCGCCGACGUCGGCGUCAUGGCUAGCUCUUCGCAGGCGAAGAAGGAAGGCCCACGAGCAUUAGUGAAUGAUAUCACCGUUCGGACGUGCGUGCGAGAAGCAAUGGGAGAUGGGCUGCCAGCAGCCACGUUGAAGAAAUGGGUCACUGAUCUCAGCAAGAACUUCUACGUUCAGGAUGAUGCGAGCUUCAUCAAUGCGUGGGCUGAGCUCCGGGAGAAAUGGGAGAAGAGAAAUAUGCGCAAGCAGUGGCAGAAGAAGCAAAGGGAGCGGCUCUCAGAGGAGCCCCACUCCAAGCGCCGUUCCCGCGAGUCGGACGUCGACCCCGAAGAGGUUCUAAGCUGCCUGGACGCUGCGCGUGAGGAUUUGGCACAAGGUCGCAGCGAUUCCUUCGAAAGGGCGACUGCCCUGCACCUCACGCUGGCUUUGAGUGCCGAUCGUGCUCUAUUCGUGUGGUCGGCCCUGAGUUCAGGAGAUGGCAGAGGUCUUCGUGAAGACGAAGCACCAAGCACCGUGACCGCGCUUCGUUCCAUCCUUGCAGCUGGGGCCAGAGGCACUAAAGUGUCUUUGAAGCAACUGGCUCUCUUAGUUCAUCCUGACAAGACGCCGCAUCCCCGUGCAAAGGAAGCGUUUCAGCGUCUUGCGCCCGAGCUGCGUGCUGGGGAAGGUUUGAGCUGAAGUUUUCUUGAACUGCCGCUUAGUGGAGAGAGUAGCUGCAAUUUGCAACCCGUGGGUUUCGCAGCUUCUAUGUACAGCAUGGUUCGGGAAACCCUGAACCUCGUGCGGUCCAAAAGGAAGCAUGCCCUGCACUCGCUUUGGUUACUGCAGCAGAUCCUGAGCUGCAUUCUAUAUGGAAUGCGACAUUUCCAGACCGGUGCG